Biomphalaria glabrata is the source of this 1289-nucleotide messenger RNA. RefSeq names its product methionyl-tRNA formyltransferase, mitochondrial-like. Gene Ontology annotation, biological process: conversion of methionyl-tRNA to N-formyl-methionyl-tRNA; biosynthetic process. Gene Ontology annotation, molecular function: methionyl-tRNA formyltransferase activity. Lineage: Eukaryota; Metazoa; Mollusca; Gastropoda; Planorbidae. Gene Ontology annotation, cellular component: mitochondrion. The coding region runs from base 167 to 1204 and encodes 345 amino acids. The transcript is spliced from 11 exons. The record is from RefSeq and is a predicted model, not a curated record.
GGCUUGGGCCGACUUGAGCCUUGGCUUAAAAUUAAUAAAGUGUAAUUAGAUCUAUAUGACUUUACUAAUUACUUUCACUUUAUCUUUUAAACUUUUAUGUAGAUCUAUGAUUUAAUUAUGUCUACUAUCAUAACUAUUUUAUUCAACAGACCAUACUACCACUAGAAUGAGACAAUUAAAAAAUAUCAGAAGCACAUUGCCGUGGAGAAUAUUAUUCUUUGGAACAGAUGAAUUUUCAUUAAAAAUACUAGAAUCUCUAAAUGAAAACAGAUUAAGUCAUUCUAAACACAAAGUGGUGGAUUGUCUUCAUAUUGUUCACCCAAAUGUGAAAAAUCCAUCUCCAGUUCUGAGAUAUGCUGCUCUAUCUGACCUCUCCGGGUUUGAAUGGCCCACCAAUAAUAUACAGACUAAUGCCUAUGAUGUUGGUGUACUUGCAUCAUUUGGACACCUGAUACCAAAAAAAGUUAUUGAUGCUUUCCCUUAUGGUAUCAUCAAUGUUCACCCCAGUCUUCUGCCAAGAUGGAGAGGUGCUGCCCCUUUACACCACACAGUUCUUAAUGGGGAUACAACUACUGGAAUAAGUAUCAUGUCCUUGAAACCUAAACAUUUUGAUUCUGGUCCUAUCCUGAAACAGAAAAAUUUGGAUGUUCCAUUCAAUUCGUCAGUGCAUGGGCUUCGAGAUUUCCUGGCUGUUGAAGGUGGGAAAUUGAUCAUCGAUGUACUCUCCAACCUUCCAGAGUGCAUCAUAUCAGAGAAACAACAACCUGAAAAUGGUGUUACUUAUGCUCAUAAGUUAACUUUGAACAUGUCAUUUAUUGACUGGGAGAAUCAAACGCUUGAUUCAAUAGACAGACAGUACAGAGCCAUACAUGAAACAACAGAACUUAGAACAGAAUUUAAUGGUUUGACCAUACGAUUGUUAGAAAUGUUAAGUCCAAGAUACAGUCCAAAUAUAGCCUUAGAUUCUGACAGCCCUCCUGGUAAACCAAUAUUUGAUAGAGCCUCCAAUGUAUUAUGGGUACGGUGUAAGGAUCACUGGGCUGGUUUUAUGCGUGUUGUGAUCAAAAAGAAGAUGACUGCUAAAGAAUUCUAUAAUGGAUACCUCUCUAAAGGUCAUUUCAGUGGAGCUCUUUUUACCAGUAAACCUAACAACUUAUUUAAUGACAUCUAUAAUCAAUGGAUCAAAGAAAAAAAGCCCUCCUGACAUCCUUGGUGCUAGUAAAUGAAGCUAACUUAUAUUUCUCUUAAUUCAACAAUAAAUAAAUAUUUCUAUUUUUAAUUAUAACAAA